AUGGUGGUAAAGGACUCCUUGCCGCUCUCCUUCUUCUCGUCCUCGGCCGGCUUCGGUGCCAUCGCCGGGUCCAUCGCGAGGCAGCUGCACGUCAGCCUGGACAGGAACGCCGUUCGCGAGAUGGUGAUCAAUCGGGCUCGGCAACUGGAGUCUGGCCUCAUCAGCAUCAUGAGGAACAAACCUGUGUACUUGAAGAUGGACGGAGCAACCCGGCUUGGCUCCAGUUACCUGGCUAUCAACGCCCAGUUUUUUCACGACGGGAAGCCGACAAUCAAGACACUAGCUGUCACGGACUGUGCCGGCAAGCACACUGCGAAGGAAACGCUGGAGCUGCUCAAGAAAGCGCUGGAGAGGUACGAGCUCAACAAAGAUCAAGUGCUUGCUGUGGUCACGGACAAUGCCAGGGCGAUGGUGAAAACCGUAGAGCUAUUGAACCAGAGUGAUGAAGAGAGGAGCAGUGAAUUGCUAGAGGAGGGAAGUGCGGAUGAUCAGGGAGAUCAAGAAGAGGACGAGGUUGGUGAUGACGAAACACUCCGCGACCUGAUUGUGGAUCACUUCGACACGUCCACAGGCUCGCGCCCAGCAGCUGGCGCAAACACCAAUGUCCACAUGACGCGAUGUGGUGUUCACACCCUACAGCUGGCUGUACGCGACGGAUUGAAGCAACGAGGUGCACAUGCGGUGUUGGAGCAUGCCCGAAGCGUCGUGAAGAAGCUCAGGGCGCCGAACAUGGUGGCAUCUCUGAAAAAGAAAGGUCAUCUGCUCCCGAUCAUCGACGUGCCAACAAGGUGGGGCAGCAGCUACGCCAUGGUGAACCGCCUGCUGGAACUCCGGGAGGUGGUGCAAGAUUAUGCUGCUGUCGCGCCGGACUUGCACCUGUCGGACGAAAAAUGGCAGCGAAUCCAACAACUUGCUGACGUCCUCAAGGACCCAUACAUCGUGACCAUUCGGUUACAGAGCAGUGAGCUCACACCAGGGACGUUUCUCAAAGAGUGGCUGAAGCUGCGGGACGGACUGGAGAAGAACGGGGGCAUCGGCGCCGCUAUCGCCUCCUCCAUGCGAGGGCGGGAAGAGACACUGCUCGAGUCGGAUGCCGUGUUGGCUGCCGUCUUCGCCGACGCCCGGUACAGGAUCCUACUAGGCGAGAGACUGCAACGUGCCGAAGAUGCCUUCAUCAAGAUCGCUCACAGGGUUCAUCACAUAGAGAACUCUGGAGCUUCUACUGCAGCAGAGCAUCAGCUGAGCAGCGCGAGCUCCGAGCAAGAAGACGACCCAUUUGAACAGGAGUUGGACCGGCUCGAACGCGGGCGUCAUGCAGUGAUGCAAACACCCUCUUCGGUGACGGAUGCAGUGCAUGAGAUGAAGAAUCUCGGACGACUGAAGGGAAAAGACGUCUGGAGCAUCAUCGGCAAGUACCCAGCGGCCGUUCAGACGACCAGCCUCGCCCUGGCCGCUCUACCCACGACACAAGUGUCAGUCGAACGGCUGUUCUCGGCCAUGAAACUUCUGCUAACGGACCUUAGAUCCCGGAUGAAGGAAGACAUCGUGGAGGCAAUGCUCCUCAUACGUUCCAAUGACUUUGCUGGCGAACGGAAAGAGCUGCGGUAUGACAGGCUGCAGGACUUUUUUCACGGUUUGUUUGAAGAACUUCCAAACGGUGGUGACUCCCGGAGGUUGCCUCUUCGGCAAAGCCGGCACUCGAGUCCUGGGCGCCGAUUCGUUCAGCAUGAUGCCGGACACCAGGCUGCGUUUGCCGCUCAACUUCACGUGGCCGCAAUCUGUCUCGAAGGAUGCAAUGAAAGUAAUGGGAACUGCACAUUACCCGGAGAAUGCAAAUGCAGAGAAGGCUGGCAGGGCGUCUUUUGUGACGUGUGUAAACUCCACCCAUCGUGUAAACAUGGUACCUGCACAGAGCCGUGGCAGUGCUCCUGCAAAGAAGGCUGGGGGGGCAUAUUUUGUGACCAGGAUUUAAACUACUGCACUCAUCACAAGCCGUGCACCAACGGGGCCACGUGCAUGAACACGGGUCAGGGCAGCUACACCUGCGCCUGCUUGCCGGGCUUCACGGGGGUCAAGUGCGACUCCGAGGUCAGAGAUUGUGACAGACGGCCGUGUCGCAACGGAGGCAACUGCUUAGAAUCAGACAGUGGAUUCAGGUGUGAAUGCCCACGAGGUUUUGCUGGGGAACACUGCGAACAAAAGACGCUGACGUGCAUGGAUGCGCCCUGCUUGCUUGGCGGAAAGUGCAAAGAGACAGAAAAUGGUCAUAGUUACAUUUGCGAGUGUCCGGCAGGGUACACGGGACUCAACUGUGAGAAGAAAGUGGAUAAAUGCACGUCCCUGCGAUGCACCAACGGCGGACACUGCGUGACGCACCGCAACCUUCGUGUGUGUAGCUGCCGCGGCGGCUUCACCGGCCUACGCUGCGAGAUCAACAUCAACGAGUGCGCCAGUAACCCCUGCGCCAACGGCUCCACCUGCGUGGACCGCAUCAACGACUACACCUACGCCUGCCCGCCGGGCUACACCGGACGCCGCUGCGACAAAGCCGCCGACCGCUGCACCUCCUGGAUCUGCCGCAACGGCGGAACCUCCACGCACGUGCCUUCAUCCAACAGCGCCAACACAGCCUGGGAGUCCAACGAGAAGCUCAACUUGGGGGCCAUCAUCUUGGGCAUUGGCUUGAUGGCGGCGCUGGCGCUCUCCUGCGUGUUCAUCGCGGUCAUGCAUCGCGUGAGGAAGCAGCGAAGGAAACAGCAGGCCUCCGAGACUAUGAACAACCUCUCCAAGGCGGACUUCCAGAAAGAGAACCUCAUAUCCACACUGGAGCUCAAGAACACCAACAAGAUGAUGGAUUUGGAGGUGGAUUCUCACUUCUCCAGCGAGAAGUCCAACCACAAACACACGAACCACUUCCACGUGGACUAUAAAACAUCCACGAGGUACAAAGAUGAACAAUCCCUCUUGGACAAAGACGGAAACUGUGAAAAGAUGAUAGAAGAUAAAAAGCAUCUGAGUAGAAUGUACAGUGAAAGGCCAGAAUGCAGGAUAUCAACCAUAUGUUCUUCCAGAGAGUCAAUGUACCAGCCUGUCUUUGUGAUGGCAGAGGAAAAACAUGAAUGCAUCAUUGCAACUGAGGUUUAAUAAACGGAAGACGAGACCACCAUUUGUUGUUGUGGACUGUUUACAAGCGUGGAGAGACUGGGAUUUAUUUAAAUGCAAAGUUGCUGCUCUUGAAAACUUGAUAACUGGAUGGAGUCCGUGCGCUCCUCAGAUGCAAUAUAGAACUUAAAGCAAACGAAAAUCUUUGGACGAAUGUAAACGACAACAUCGGGACAUCCGGAGUCACAUUUGUUGUGACUUUUUCCGGGUUUUAUCCAAGGAGACUCACGGCCCCCCGGAGAUGUUAACAAGGACAAAACGCUUAUUGCGGCAAUGAACACAUAAACAACAACAAAAACUGCUGAAAACGGUUCUUUUUUUUUUUUUUAGUAGUCACAGAAUGUCCAGAUCACGGAGCCUUAGUUUAUAUUUAAACAAAACAUUAUGCCCCCAACACUUUAUCUUAUCAUAAUUCCUUUGCACAGAACAAAAAAAAAAGAAUCAAAACAAUAAUGCGCUAUAAUCAUAUGCAGAAAAACUCCGAAUAAGGCCUUGUUAACUUUUAAAUAUUAUGCAAAAAUCCUACUUAAAACAAGUAAGUGACUAUUUUACCAAGGACGCCUUUAAUGGAAAUGUCAUUUUAGUAUUUCAUUAAUUAUUUAAGAAUAUGACGCACUGAUCUGUUUUAUACAUAAAUAUAUAUAUAUAUGAUUAUUUUGUACAUUGUAUAUUUAUGUUGAAAUUAGAAGUAUGUUUGGUAAAUUGAUGCACCAAAAGUGUGAAUUUAUUUUUAAAGUGUUUUUUUUGUGUGGUGUUUAUUAUUAUUAUUAUUAUUAUUAUUAUUAUUGUUGCUGUUAUUAUAUUAUAUAGCUAUAUAAGGAAAGAAACCCUGAAUGUGGUACACUGUUUAUUUGUUGGUCAAAUAGAGACUAGAAGAGGGGUUUUUAAAGUCGGAAAAAAAUUCAAGGGAGGUGCGGUAGCUUGAGAAAAAUAAAGAAGAACAUAUUUUUAAUAUUAUUGAAUAUUCAAUAUUAUUUUGAGUAGGUAUAAAAGAGGUUGGGAGGUGUCACUCUGCUCCGCUUUGAAAGCUCCUAAUCUAGAGUCUAUUGAAGUAGCAUUUGUAUGGGUUCCAUUUGUGUAUUUUCAUCAUCGUACUACUAUCUACGUACGUAUGUGUGAUGUGAAAUCAGUGUGCAAGCAAUCAUGGUUCAGUGGACUCCACUACAAUUGGCAGCAAUGUAAAAAUGUCCUUAAUCAAUUAUGAAUAUAAAUAUAUAUAUGCAUUUUUUUAAGCUGUAUGCAGAAAUAAAUAAUCAAUGUGGUCUU
Doryrhamphus excisus (bluestripe pipefish) is the source of this 4428-nucleotide messenger RNA. NCBI's taxonomy places the organism in Eukaryota, Metazoa, Chordata, Actinopteri, Syngnathiformes, Syngnathidae. The record is from RefSeq and is a predicted model, not a curated record.